GGCACUCACACACAUGUGCAGUAACUCUCGGUAACACCACAUGCCCCGAGAGUUUGUUGUAGAGCCAACAUUUCAAGUGUCUGCAAUAAGCUCCGAUCAAAUUUGAAGUCUGAGGAUGUCUUUUCGAGGGGGUGGUGGACGAGGUGGUCGAGGUGGUGGUGGUGGAUUUAACCGUGGCGGAAGAGGAGGAUUCGGUGGUGGACGAGGAGGAUUCGGUGGCCGAGGAGGGGGAAGAGGCGGCUUCAACAGACAGCAAGAUUAUGGUCCCCCUGAAUACGUUGUCGGUCUAGGAGAGUUUGUGCAUCCUUGUGAGGAUGACAUUGUGUGUAAAUGCACAACCGAAGAAAGCAAAGUACCUUACUUCAACGCCCCAGUCUAUCUGGAAAACAAAGAGCAGAUUGGAAAAGUGGAUGAAAUAUUUGGAAAUCUGCGGGAUUUUUAUUUUUCUGUCAAGCUAUCAGAAAACAUGAAGGCAUCAUCGUUUAAGAAACUACAGAAGUUCUACAUAGACCCUGCAAAGCUUUUGCCCCUACAGAGGUUUCUCCCGCGACCACCAGGGGAGAAGGGUCCCCCCAGGGGAGGCAGAGGUGGUAGAGGAGGAGGCCGUGGAGGUGGCUUCCGUGGAGGACGGGGUGGAGGAUUUGGUGGAGGCCGUGGUGGAGGAGGAUUCAGAGGCGGCAGCGGUGGAGGUUUUCGAGGAGGCAGAGGAGGUAGCGGUGGAGGAUUCAGAGGAGGUAGCGGUGGAGGAUUUAGAGGAAGAGGAGGCGGCGGUGGAUUCAGAGGAGGGAGAUCAUGAUGAUGAUGAUGCAGCAGAUGCAGACUUGAUCAGCCAGCACCACUGGAAGCACAGGAGGGGAGAUGGAGCAAAGAGGCUGUUGAGCUUCCUCUCUGUUGGACUUGUUUUUAAACGAGACAGCGGCCCUCUACCUUUUGGACCAUUGGCCUGCAUUGUUAUUUUUUUUUAUUAUUAUUCAUUUUUUUGUGCUGUAUAAUGUGUCCAUUUCCCGCCACAGUCUCCCAGCUAUCAGUCUAUGAUCGUAGUCCCUGGUCAGUGAUGCAUUUUCUUUGGAAACCCCACAGACAAGAGUGAGGCUUAAAGGUAUCAACAAGUGAAGGAAUGUGUCAUUGUUAGAAGAUCCUUUUGUAUGUACAGUGAUACACACAUAGUCCAUAAAAUGACAAACAUAAAAUGAUGUCAGACUUAGAGGCAUUGUAAUUUAAAUUCCGAUUACACAUUUGGUUUGGAAGGCUUUGUACAUGUCAAACACUGGUAACAUCCAGUCAAUUAAUCCAUUGUGUGCCUGCUGUUGACAUCAAAGAGCAAUGAAUAUUUUUGUACAGGUUUGAUGUUCUGCCAGUGUGUUACACUCUUAUCUCAAAUUAAUUAAAACAAAAGUGGUUGGUAACCAGCUCCUAUUCAAAAAAAGUACUUGUGCCUGCUGCAUUCAUCAGAUGUGCUUUCACUGAGAUGCUGCUUUUAACAGAAAAUACAAGUCUUUCACUGUCUUUAACCUGUAGGUUCUCUGUCCCAGCACCUCAUGAAGUGCGGAAUUUGUUUUGGGAGAAUCUGCCAUUAGAUAAACUGGAAAACUCUUUUUGGUCUUGGAUAAGAGUGGUGUGCAGAGCUCUGGAGUACACCUGUUCCAUCAAUGUGAUCACUGUACUUGUGUACUGCCAUUAUGAAUAUCCAAUAACGAAUGCUAUUUUGAAUUGCCAUUAUGAAUACCCAAUAAGCUGUUGUUGAACCACCA
Messenger RNA from Sardina pilchardus (European sardine), 1751 nucleotides. It is a transcript of the gene gar1, whose product is annotated as GAR1 homolog, ribonucleoprotein. Lineage: Eukaryota; Metazoa; Chordata; Actinopteri; Clupeiformes; Clupeidae. Gene Ontology annotation, cellular component: box H/ACA snoRNP complex. The coding region runs from base 116 to 796 and encodes 226 amino acids. The record is from RefSeq and is a predicted model, not a curated record. Gene Ontology annotation, biological process: ribosome biogenesis; snoRNA guided rRNA pseudouridine synthesis. Gene Ontology annotation, molecular function: box H/ACA snoRNA binding. The transcript is spliced from 7 exons.